CUCUGUGCACACAGCGGCUGAUUCAGACGCUCCGUGCAUCGGAAUAAAAUAGACUGCAGCAGCUUCCCACCGCUUGGCUGCUGAGGCUUUGAAAUCCUCCAUGGCUCUCCGCUGGGGAAUCUGCUCGGCUGGGAAGAUCAGCCACGAUUUCCUCGUGGCUUUGAAGACUUUGCCACCGCCAGAUCACAAGGUAGUAGCCAUUGCUUCUAGUGACCUCAAACGUGCCCAGGAAUACGCUGACAAGCAUGGGAUUUGCAGGGCAUAUGGAUCUUAUGAAGAACUGGCACAAGACCCUGAAGUGGACGUGGUCUACGUGGGGUCGAUCCAUACACAACACCAUGCUCGCACCCUCCUCUUCCUCCGGGCGAAGAAGAACGUUCUGUGUGAAAAACCCUUGGCCAUGAAUGCGGCCGAAGUCCGGGACAUGAUCCAAGUGGCCCAAGAGAAUGACGUCUUCCUUAUGGAGGGUUUCUGGACUAGAUUCUUCCCUGUAUCGGAGCAGAUCCGCACGAUGCUGCACCAGAAAUCUCUUGGGGACUUAAAGGUGCUCCGAGCUCAGCUGGGCUUUAAGAUGGAUAACAUCCCGAGACUGGUGGAGAAGAAGCUGGGCGGAGGUGUCCUUUUGGACAUAGGCUGCUACUGCAUCCAGUUCGCUUCUAUGGUUUUCGGGCCGGAAAAGCCGCAAAGCAUUGUGGCCUCAGGACUGCUACAUGACACAGGAGUGGACGAAACAAUGGCCAUCAUCCUCAACUACUCAGGCAACCGGCAGGCCUUAUUCAAUUGCUCCAUGAUGAUCAACCUACCAGGAGAGGCAUUAAUUGCGGGAACUGACGGAAUCAUUAAGAUCCCUGAACACAUGAACAGUCCCACGGUCAUGUUCCUGAAAGGUGACCGGUGGGAGUGGCCCCUGCCCCCCUCUCUCGAGUCUCUCUUCUUCAAGGAAAGCAUAGGGCUGAGAUAUGAAGCAGAACACGUCCGCCAAUGCUUGCAGAAGGGUUUGAAGGAAAGCCCCGUCAUGCCCUUGUGCGAGAGCGAAAACAUCGCCACCAUCAUGGACGAGGCACGGAGGCAAGUGGGAGUCGUCUAUGAGCAAGACAACGUUGUAUAAGCCAAUGAAGAAAAUUAGUCUGGCCAAUAAACAUUCACUUUUUGUCAAAACAUCCUAAAGAAGCUGCAUCUAUGAAUGUUGGUAUCGCUGUCUGAGCCAGGACAUGGAAGCUACUUUCUGCCUGGAAAACCACAAACGUCCUGAAAAUGCAAGGUCUCUCUCUCUCUCUCUCUCUUUUUAAAAGCAUCUAGUCCUCAGUGUUCAUGUUGAUAUGCACAGCAAUCAAAUAAAUGGGGUGGAACACAG
This is a messenger RNA of Elgaria multicarinata webbii, 1354 nucleotides long. Its product is annotated as trans-1,2-dihydrobenzene-1,2-diol dehydrogenase-like. Bases 101 to 1108 code for a protein of 335 amino acids. Gene Ontology annotation, biological process: D-xylose catabolic process. Gene Ontology annotation, molecular function: D-xylose 1-dehydrogenase (NADP+) activity; nucleotide binding. The transcript has 7 exons. Lineage: Eukaryota; Metazoa; Chordata; Lepidosauria; Squamata; Anguidae. The record is from RefSeq and is a predicted model, not a curated record.